CAAGUACACGGUUGCAAGUUUGGAAACCUUCGUUCUUUCGGGAGAAAAAAUAUCCAUGAAAAGAAGUUUUUCAAGUUUCGUACAAUUUUGCCAGGUCGUCGAACUACGUAAGUGUUUUUCACGACGCACCAAAGGCGGACAUGCAUUUCCAAUAGUUAUGCAGCUACCUCCACAUCUCUAUUUGUAGCGGGUGAUGAUCUAGUGAGCAGCAAGAGCCUCGAUCGAAUGUAUGAGAGAGAAGGUAACGUUGUUGUGCUCAUCUCUUUGUAACAACGGAACGGCAUCAGCUGCUCUCUAGUAGGGACCAGCGGGAUGGAAUUUUAGAUGUGAGCAAAAAGGGCAUGCUAGACUGAAAAACUUAUUUCCAUGAUAGAGGACUAACUGAGAUUUUUACCAGCGUGAUUUUUAUCAUUUGUCGAAACAAUUCCCUUUCCCCGUGCCAUCUUUUAUCUCACUUUGCGGAUUGUCUUUUUUCACCGUUGCAUUUGUCAUGAGCAGGAAUAAAGAAGUAGGAGCCAAAGUAUCGCUGUCAUGGUCGCAUCCGACUACCAAUAGUGGGACCUUGUUUUCAUGUGAGUUCACAUGAGGAGCAACGCGCAACUGCAGCAUGGUGCUCUUUUGCAUCACAAUAGCAAAGCGAUACGAACGGGCAAGCGGUAGAUUUGUGAUGACAGAUCAUGUAGUUUUGUGCUAAGGGAGGGUGGAAUUUCUUUUGACAGUGAUCCGUACCGGAGCGACGGGGAAAUCAUGCUGCGACGCGCGGCGCUCUAUGCACGGUAAGGACUGGGUCAGGGUCAAGGAUGAAAGCGCGCUAUUUUUUAUCAAGCUCAGCGCGUUUUAAGAUUUGCGAGUCAUUGCCGCUGCGAAGAAGAUUGUGAUGCAAGGUCGCAAAUACAAGCAGCGCGGGGAGAUAUGAACGCCUUUUGAUGUGUUCUUCCAGCUACUUAUGCAUGUCGAAUUUUAUUCAGUAUCUGUGGAACCGUGCGCGUGCCUUGCACAAAUUAGGAAUACAGGUGUAGCACGAUAAGGCGCAACCGACAGUGCUGUGGGAUAAUAUGUUGCAUGUGGGAAGAGCACGGCGAAGAUUGAAGUUUUUCCUGUUGACCCUGACAUGUUUUUUCUAUUGGAUACGCUCUUUGAGGGCCUGCGGCAGCUUACCAAAAUGAAAAUUGUCCCCAGCUUAGUGAUGCGUUUGAAAAACCCAACCAGACGGAUACUUGGUUCGAACUCCAGAAGAAGUUUCGGUCAAAAUAUCACGUACGUAGGCAGGCUUCAUGUUUUGUGGUGAGUGUGCCUCCUGCACCUGCACCUACAAGCACAAGUUUCUGGGGAGGACCACGUGCGCGCAUUUUUUGCGCUGGUUUGUUCGUACUUUUAGCACAGAAGCAGGCUAUUCAUCUGGUAAGCCUGGUGCUUUGUGUCAUAGGUCGGGGGACAAUUUUUAGGGCGAUACGAUUGGGAGAAGCCCAGCUGUCUAAAAUUCAGCCGAUCAGUACAACGGUGAACCCGCUGCAACAGGACACGGAUGAGGAUUGCUUGCACACGUUUAAGAUUUUGGCGCAGACUACUACGAAGUGCAUGCAUCCUAUUCAUGACGCUGAAACCUGUGAGUACGCGGCCAAGGUCUGCAAUCAGGCUCCGCUGGGGGUUUCAGGCACUCCUGCGGGUCCGCUUACAUUCCAUUCGACGACACCUGUGAGCGUGACCGCUUACCAGGGGUGCACGGUGACGCGCAACGCUUUGGUUCCUGCGGACGAUCGAAUUGUCCGUUUCGGCGGCGCGCCGGGCACGAGCGCUUCGCAACAAACCUCCUUUGGUGCUGCAGCCGAUCCAAGCGUAAAGCACAUUUGCUUCAAAAGCGAUCACAUCGGACAAGGCAAGUUUACCCUCCUUGGUCGGUCAUCGGCCGCAGUAGGGACCAAGGGGUUCUACCCUGCUGACUCGACAGCCAUUCCGCAAUGUCAAAUCGGUUUUGACGCACCCGCGCGCUACUGCAAUCCGGGGAACAUGACACAAAUGCCUCCGAUUGGGCUCGUCAGCAGCCUCAGUUCCGUGACUCCCCAACUUCCUCCAGCCACUGCGCCCGCCUCCUAUCUGUAUCGCAGUUGCCUUGUGGAGGGCCUGGCGAACUCUCAGGCGAAACAGCUGAACAUCCUCUCUGAGUUCAGUACCACCGCCACGGCUACCAAAGAACAAUUCAAGUACGGGUAUUUGGGGAACAAUGCUGCGUUACACCACAACCUUGGUGCCCCUGCCACUGAGAACCUGGGUCCGGAGACGAAUCUGGUCCGGAGCAUUUGCAUGGCCCGAGUGCCACGGGGCGCUUUUGAAGUGAUGGGCACGACGAGCGAGCAGUGUCAUCCCGCCUUUGACGUGAAUUCGACGGAUUGCAACUCUUGGAACGCCGCAAAAGUUUUUGGCACCGGACUCGCUGACGUUGUUACCACCGCUGCGAAUCAACCGUCACGUUUGAACUGGGAAGUGGUAUCGGACGCCGGUUCCACCAAAGUGCCGGCGACCACUCGCGGCUUCAGUGUGAGCCCGGUCGGUUUGAAUCCUUCCCUGGGUGGCGGGAAGGUUGGCUGUUACGUCAACGUCAAAAAUGACGCCGUGUCCGGCGAGGUUUUGAGCGCUGUCGCCACGCGCACCGCUUCCUACGCGAAGAACAUGGACGCGAAAGCCCGGUCCGUCUGUCUGCGGAGCCAGGUCUGCAGUUCCGGGACGUACGAAGUCUUACCGCCGGGACGCCAGUGCGCGUACGGGUUUGCAGCGAAGGUUUCGACAACAGGAGCGAAUACGUUCGCGCACGUGGAAGCCGAGAUCUAUUCGGACUGCUUAGUGUCGUUGGGGCCUAUCGGCAGCGGGAUGGAUCUGCAGCGGCAUGUGGACCCGUUGUCGACUGCGGGUGAUGUGGUGAUUGACGCGCGAACCAUGCAGGUGGCCGUGAUCGCGACAGACGGGAUACCCGGUUUGUACCAACACGCCGUGUGCCACCGCGUUCUGCCAUGUGGCGACAAAAACGUGGAAGUGCUUCCCUACGGCUCACAGUGCGCGGUGGAUUUCCUUACCAGCGCCGUCGCUUUGACCACGACCACGCUCACUGCCCUGGAAAGCGAUAUCAAAGGCUCCUGUUUCAAGCAGAGUAACUUUGUUAAUUUUAAUACGACAUUUGAUGCAAACUUGUUGGACACCGCCACUGGGACCGCCUUCUGGGCAGCUCAGGCAGCCGGCCGACCUGGUCACGUGGCACUCCGACAGCAGGCAGCGGGUUCCAUCGACACUAUGACCCUGGACCAGCGCGUAGAGGAUUAUCCGAUUUGUCUCACCUCGCGGCAGUGUACGGAUGCCACGGUCGCCGGUGCCACAGUGCCGGCGGAGAUUCUUUCCCCGGGGCAGACGUCGUGCAAGUCCGGCGCCCAAGGCGGGUUCGAGUUGAAUGCAGUAGAGUGUGCCGGUGUGCGUACGGCUUGCGGUGUGCUGGGCUCUGAGAUGGAGGUGUUCCAUCGGGAUGACAUGCCGCUCGGGUGCAGCGUGCUGGGGAAUUUUGCCGCAGUGCAAACUGGCGACGAGGAAAGCACGGUGUUGGUUUACAAUUAUGGCGGUGCACUUUACAAGUCCAAGAAAAUUUUGCCGCGUUUGAUGGAAAACAAGCUGAAAACCCGCCGAGUGUGCCGCCGCGAUUCGACGCCAGGGGCGACUUCCGCGCAUACCUGUGCGCACGACCUUGCCCGGCUCCUGCAGUACGCCCCGCAACCGGGAAUGUCGGACCGCGCGAGCAUGGUCGUGUCGAAGACAGUAUUCCGUGUGAGAACGUUCGCCUCCCACAUUCAUAUUUUCAUAUUUUCUCUUCACCAGUCCCAGUCGCUCGCUCGGAGUAAGAAAAAGAAUAAAGUAGGGAGUACCUCCUGAGUGAUAUUUUCAUUUUCCAUGUAGGUCCGUCUCGGUAGCAGGAGCAGGAGCAUGAAGGUGUGCGAUGCGCGCACCCGAGAGAGGUACCUACUGUGUCGCACAGUGGCCUUGGAGUGCUCUUGCAUUCAGCUUUUGUGUUUAUUCAUGCUCUAAUCCUCGCAAUCGUUCGGGAUCAGAAAGUAGCUCUGAGAUGCUGGCAAACUACUCGCUAAUCGAGACGACUGCGCCUCUGCAGGCCGAAACUUGUCAUUUAGAGCCUGCAGAGUUUGCUUGGGAUGGGUUUUCGGUUUUUAUUCCUUACAUCCAAACUUAGACUUAGAUCUUGAUCGUGUCUAUGUUAAGGGGGGACGUUUUCGCAUAGGAUAAGUUGCGGGCUCGCCCGCCGCCGAAGUGGGUGUUGCAAGUCAGUACUAUAAGACCGGCGGGACCAACACGCUCGUUCAUUUCGUUCUUCUGGAUCGCAACCCUCUUCCGGCGUACGAGGGGUGCAUGGAUGUCGUGAGCUUCGCCGUUGGAACAGCAUCUUUGACAGAUGUCGCCUUCACGGGUACGGCGACACCUCGCUCAGCAUCUUACGUAGCCUCAGAAAAAGGCGUCUCUUCGAUGUGUGGCAAGACUGAGCUUGUUCAACGUGUUGCAUGUGACGUUCCGCACUCUUUUUUUCGAUCUCUGAAGAUGAAAAGUGCAAAGUUUCGUCGCAGUCGUGAUUGUAUGUGGCACGAGGAGAGUGAUCCUAACCCACUUCGUGAUAUGGAAAUGUGAGUGCCUGCGACGCAAUAAAGAACUAGCGCCCAUUAAUAUUUUGCCAAACGAAAAGCAAAUCAAAAGCAGCGCACGUCGUACAAAGCUCUGUCUUUGUCCCUAGACAUUUUUUUUUCGUUUGAUAAUUAGUAAACACGCAAGCGAAAACCUCUAACAACGGGUUCGCAGUUUACCGGCCCAACCUCGCUUAUGACGCCACCGCGAUGACUGGGACCGUCACCGCAUCCCCUGUCGUUUUGUACUACAAGUUCGAUGUAGCUACGAAUGCAUUGAAGACCGAACUUGCCGUCUUCACAAACAAGUGCGUGUCCAUGGCGCAUGUCACACUUGGGUUCAAAUUUUUGAACGCUGCCAGUGGAACUGUUGUUGCUUACACCGUUUUGGAUGACAAGUUCUACACUGUGCAGGCCCUGACAGGUUCGCAAGACACCCUGGUGAUGACGUUCUACACGGAUAACCUGUGCGAGGUGCCAUUCAGCGCGGCAGGGGCUCUUACGGGUGGCGUACGUCAAUGACGAUUGAAGCAUCCAAUUCAAAAGUGGCUUUCUGCAUGUCGAUGCUUUUUCUGCUGCAAUUAAUCGAUAGAUAAGGAAGUAGAAGGUGAGGGUCGUCUGUUGGUGCAUAGCAAAAUCCUUGUAGUGUUUGCCCUUGCGAAGUGAUCAUCAAGAGCUUUAGUGUAGUGGAAUGUUGACGAGAGGGGCGCUCGAAUAUGCCGAAUCAAUUCACAAAUUAGGAGAGAUGCCACUUGCAUCCUGAGCUUUUGAAGAUAAACACAGACGUGUCUCUUGCUUGCUUCCGGUAGAUGGUGGAAGCAUCGAUGUGUUACAUGCAAUUAUUGCCAGUUUUGGAUGGACAAGAUUUUUUGUUUGCAGAGAUCACGGCUACGGAUGUGCCGUCCUUCUCGGAGCAAGUUCCAUCACAAGUGUACCGCAUUGAAGAUCGCCCGUACGCUUGAACUCGAAAGCAUUUGCAUCGCAAAGCUUCCCAACGUAAACAUUCAGUAUCUUGUGCAUGCUCGCAACACAAAAACAAAUCCUCGCCACGAAUGGAAGCAAAAACUUGUUGGAAAAAGACUCACCAAGAUCGGGACUUGUUACCCAGGGGCAACAAGCUGUUUGCCUCACCUAGAAUCUCAAGCCAAAAAGCCCCCCUAGCUGCAUUUGUUGCGUCACUUUUUGUCUACCUUCACGCAUACCACUACCCCGAGGGGUGAUGGAUCCCGAAAAAAAUGCGAGACAAAUGAUGUGAGGAUAAUGGCGAAAAAAACUUCGGAUUCGGGGCGCUCGAGGGUGUUGGUGGUGGCUUCGGUCGGCUCGACUGCGCGACCUGGAAGCCUGGCGGAAAGGGUUCCAAAGGGUUGCAUUUGUAGUCGCGCUCGGGUCAGCAAGACAAAAGGUUUUCAUUUGUGGUUAUCUCACAGGUUGCGGUUGUGGUUGUGUGCGAAUUAGCAAGACAGGAAGUUAUUUCCGCUGGAAGCUUUGCAUCAGAAACUUGUCGUAGUUCUGGGUGUCUGGGUGCGCUUUUUCUGUCCGAUAAAGUCGAGUUCGCGGUCACUGGCUCGUUGAUAUCACGUAGAAAGAGCAGUGUCCGGCUCCCGUUGCCUACUUACAGCAAUUCACAGGGAACACAGGAGAUCCGUUCCAUCUCUGUCUUUGAAUGUGUAUGCAUGAUGAAGACAACUUCGCGUGUUGCGUAGCGCUUGCGAGAAAGUACAUUGCGUCCUUUCGGAACAAAUGCAUGAUUUUGGACGAAAGCGAAGCUCUUCUUCCGCGAAAGGCAGUGCCUCAGGCUGAAUCUGGGCGUGGUAAUCGGACACUCUCUUUUUUUGGCGAUCGCUUGCUGCAAACGCUGGAAUCAAUUACGUUGACGAAAAAUUCCAGACGAGACGUGUGGCCGUUUCGAAAACCAAAAACGUUUUUCAGGUACCGUUUCUCGCCACUCCAGCGGGUGUUACUUAGUGCUUUUGUUCGGAUAACUCUGCUGGCUGUAGUGAUCCUCUUGUACUAUUGUUUGAUUCUGCGGUGCCAGCGGAAAAAAAGCGAUGCAAGUUGGUCUCUAGCAGCAGGUCUUUAUAUUGUGUCUAUGCGCCGCAGAUGCACAUGCAAUUGCAAAGCGAGCAAAAGCGAUGCCUAACGAGCAAAAUCCUGAGGGAGAAGGAGUACUUACCAAAAAUCAUUCGCCCCGACUCUUGAUGUGCAAGAUGUCCAUGACGAUGUCUGACAAGUGUAUCCCGCCAUACUCAAGGGGACCGUGUCGUGUACUCAUUACUCUUUCUUAUGGAGAUUCGCGGCAAAGAAGUUCUUCUAUCCGCCCGCUCCUCUUUGAGUUCGUGUGGGCUGCGAUCACCAUCGGGAGCUCACCAGCAUGCGAACCUACUUGAAAACGUCGGGCUUUUGAUAGCUCUGCAUCACACGACCUAUUUAUUUUCUUUUUUAACUUAUAUAGAAAUGAUUUGCUAUUUAUCCUCACUCUCUCACUUGAAAUACUUAUACGAUUCACUGCACAAUCAGGGAGCCUAGGAGGGCCACUGGAACUUAGUACAAGAAAAUAACAUCCACAGGUCUUCAAGUACAGUACCAGCACUCCAUGUACGACUGCCCUGGUACCAUGCCGAAAAAUGCGCGUCCGCCACAGUAAGUAUCUAUUUCUCUGUCAUGCGUCUGUAUAGAAGAAAUUCAGUUCACCUUGUCGUCCCAAAGAAGAUGCUGCGGCACAGCAUGCGCGCACGACGCAAGCAGCCAAACCUUUGGAGCUUUCAGCUCGAUGGGCGCUGGCCAGUCGCAAUGAUUUUGGCCCAGGUCUGCUUCCAUGCCGUCGUUCGGCGGGUCGGGCUAAGGUGGCUUCCAAGGACCUCGCCCGAAGUGCGGCCCCAUGGCGUGUUUCGUGUGGCGAUUACUUACGUAGUUCGCGGAUCUGACUACCCUGCCGAGGCCUCUCGGUGGCUACUUAUAUAUUUCGUAGAAAAAUAGAUACUGCGGCGGCUGCGCAAGCAUUUUGCGGUCUGAUACAUUGAUACGGCGGCGUCUGAAGUUUUUCAAAUUGGCGACAAGUUUUCUGUCAAGUUGCCGGCGAGUCCGGUUUCCGCGGAAACUCCGGCGUUGGAGCAGCUGCCGCACUCCUGUUUUUCGCAAAACGUGUGGGACGCGACGAACCAAAGCACCUGCAAGACCAACGCUUGCUACACCGCCGUCGCCAACUACAUGACCAGCUGCGGCACAAGCGUGGAAAUGCAGGCCCUUGCCGAGAAGAAGGCCACUUGCGUAUGAAAAUGAAAGGAAUUCCUGCUUCCCGACACCCUCCAAUGUUAAGCCUUUGUUCCGUGGCAUGACACGGCAGCAGGAACGCACCUCAGAGUCACACGCCCUUGCUACUGCCCUGGUACGGCAGGGCGUGACUGACAGAUCUUGUUGACAACGGCUCGUUACAGUACUCGAGGAGUUUUCAAAGAUGGCCGCUGCAUGCGUGAAGGGCUUUGUUGAUGUUGCAUGAAUAACUGUAGCUAUAGCUACCUCGCUCGGUUGGAAGACGUUUGCUCCAUCGCGGUCGUUUCGAGUGUACAUGCAUUUUUCGCGUAUCUGCAUCCGAUCCUCUCCGACAUGUCCUUACCCCUGAAGAACUAUUAAUUUAUCACGCUUUCUCGGCCACAUCUCCCCUGGAUGAUUGUUCGCACUAUUUAGUUGCCUCGUCUGAAGAACAGAACUACCGAUGAAUGAGAGGGUGAACAAUAGGGAAGCAGGGACGUCGACGUUUGUUUCAUACUGCGACGCGUCCACGCCGGUUACUACGCCGGCCCCCCAAACUUGUUUCGCCAGCGAUGGAAAGCUGCAGGUUUCCGGCACGUGCUACACGUGCCAGACCUCGGCCGGGGGGGCUCUGGUGCCGUGCACCUGUCCGCCGGGUCAGUACCUGGCGCAACCCGCCACGGGCACCGUCGCUUCCUGUGCUCCGAUUCCGGCAGGGUAUUACCAGCCGUCUGCGGGCAUUCACUUUGGCAUGGGAACCGCUGCCACCAGUGGGAUCCCGUGUGCGAACGGCGAGUACCAGGACAUGACCGGCCAGACUUCGUGCAAGAAGUGCCCCGUUUAUGCAAUGUAAAUUUCCUGUACAUGUACAGAAUGCAUGACAGAUUUCGCUAACUUGCUGUGUCCAACUUGUCAUGCUACACUAGGAUUGAAGGCAAGUUUUGUCAUGGAGAGACUGCAUUUGUACAUGUACAGGAAAUUUACUGUGGAUACCGUUGUCGGAUCCACCACCAGCCCCGCGAGUGGCGCCACCGCCGCCACUGCGUGCGUCCCGCCGCCGACGACCGCCGCACCCACGGAAACGACCACCGCUAAUCCGGUGUUUUCCGCUGUGGACCACACGCACUCGGUCACCGUGGAGGAUUCCGGCGAUGAGGAGCUGCGUACCUGGACGAUCGUCGGGUUUGUCGUGCUGGGUUUGCUGGUGGUGGCCAUGUUCGGGUGCAUGCUCUCGCGCGGCCCGGGCGGCGGCGGCAACGCGGCCAUGAGCGGGGCGCCCCAGCUGUCCCGUCAGGCGUCCGCGGGCCCCGGGAUGCUGAAGGGCUCGAUGAUGAUGAAGGGCAAGUCCUCGAUGAAGGGCGCCGGCAAGUCGGGCAUGAUGUCGAAGGGCUACAAGUCGGGCAUGAAGGGCCUCGAGUCCAGCGGCGAGGAGUCCGUGGAAAUGGCCAACUGGAAGGGGGGGAAGCGCAGCGGCAGCGGCUCCACGCCCCGUGGCAUAUCAAAUGCAAAAAUGUCUGGGUCUGGAAACUUGUGAUGCUGUGUGGCGUAUCAUGAGGAGGCGACAAUUGCUGGCUCAGCAUGACAAGUUUCUGAGCUCCUAGGUGUUGCCUAUUCUGCAUGACAAACUACGUUUCUGCAUGACAGAAUAACCCAACAAGGCAACACUGGAGCUCCACCUUGCUCGAGGGCUUGGAUGGUAAAUCAGGUCAGCCACAUCUAGCGCCCACUGGCCGUACUCAUGCGUAAGCAAUCGCAAGCGGUUCGGCGGAUGCGGUCGGGUGGUACCUGUAGGACGUGGAACGGGUGUCCACCUAGGGGUAUUGGCAGAGGCUAAAUCUGUUCUAACGCCACGGUAUUGGCAGAGGCUAAAUCUGUUCUAACGCCACCCUGACAGGAGUCAAAUGUCAAAACAACAACAACAUGCAUGACAGAAAAGUGGGGCUCUUUGGUAAUGUGCAUGACAGAUUUAAGAGUCAUACCAGACAAGCAUGACAAACUUGCAUUCUUCCAGACCCAGACAUUUUUACAUUUGAUACGGCAAGGGCAGCUACAAGAAGGGCGGCUCCAAGAAGAAGGGCGCCAGCAUAUCCUGACAAAAAUGCCCGCCUCGUCCGAAUCAUUCAAAAGAAGAGUUCAUCUAAUAUAUGGAUUUGCGCACGUUGUAAAUUUGUCUUGCAUACAGCGAAAGCUGCAAUAAGAAGAGUUAGUACCCCCGGGAGGUGCAUGAAGAUUCAUUCUGUGGGCGGUCUGUGUUCUUGCGUUUGUGCCUACAGCAGCGAGGUCACUAGUCUUGCUCGGCUGCUAGUACACACCUGGUAAAAAUGCCUCGUAAGCAACGCGACCAUUGUGCUAUACAGAACUGCUCUAUGACGUACUUAAUUUACACAAAUGUGCGUCGCAAGUUUCCGACUUUAGUACGUCGGCGAGGGCGGUUUUUUCACUUUGAUGCCGCAUCUACUCCGAGGACGACGAUGAUGUGACGGCGUCCGACCGCUCAGAAACCCCGCGUUCGGGAUAUCAAAUUGAAAAGCGCCCCGCCCUCGGAGGUUGCAAUAAGUGACUCACCUGUAGUACUUUUUUUUGCAUGAGGCUUUAUCUGAAUGCAAAAUGACGCUGUUUCCACCAUGCAUGAGAGGACCGCCACACUACACAGCCAAGCUUGAUGGUUGUCCAGCUUGUGCUAGGUGCGGUAAGCAGGAGCGUCGCUUUCCAUGAGAAGCGCAGCUCUUGUCCCGGGCCUUGUUGCGAUAGAGCUUUACAGUAUCCACUCGCCCUUAAGAUUUGUAUGUGCUCUUGUUAUAGUACAUGUGCAAAAUGGCUGCAAAUGCUUCAGGUUUGCGGUUCAAGAUGAAAGACCCCCCAUGGUGGGGUCGUGGGACGCUUUUCAAUUUGAUAGCGGCAGAUCGGGCUCCAACUCGAGCCGCAAGGGCAAGAGCGGCAAGAAGGGGAAGGGCAAGUCGGGCAAGAAGCCGUCGGCGGAUGCCCGCGCUGGCUCCGGGUCGCGCAGGAAGAAGGCGGGCAGCGGCAGUGGCCGGGACGACUAGAUGAAGCUACGGGAGGUCGUCACUAGCCUGAGAUUGUCUCGGGCUUUUUUUCUUACCGAAAUGUAGUUCAUUUAGUAUGUUUAUGUACACACAAUCUGAAGAAGAUCACCGCGCAUUAACACAAGUGGAAGUUGUUGACAAUCAAACCAGAUCUUUCUACUAGAGUACAGUAAUUACUUAUCAAAAAUCCAUCAAUUUGUUUGAAAGAGAGAGCGCCAUUCUGUUUGCAGCCUAAGUUAGAAGUGCGCGACUCCUCACAGAACGACACAAACCGCCCCGUCCGCCCCGAAAAAAAUGGGCGCACCGAAAGUAAGUAUCCGGUUAAAUUGCGCAAAUGAACAGUACGACUUGCAUUGACCACAGCAGAAGUACAAUUUUGUAAUGGGAGUUUCUAUCGUUGUAAAUUUUUAAACUCACCUAAGUUCGGCAUUUGAAUUUCUCGUCCCUCUCGAUCAUGAUUUAUCGGCCUUUUUGACCACGUUUAGCAUAACAUACUUGUAUCCAUUUCAAUUUAUUUCUAUUAUUCCUUUCUUUCCGCGCUCGAAAAGCAAAUCAAAAUCGUACUACAUUUCAAGCACAACCUGCACCGACAAAUUUCGACAGGACGGAUAAGUAAAAACCUAUUAUAGCCGUUGCCGCGCACGUUGACCGACGGAACUACUACGUGUAUCGCCACCCAACGCAUCGCAUCUGCUGCAAAGAGGUGCAAAUACGUAUCCAGAGCGAAAAACCUACCCACGUCCGCUCCGUUAUGCUGCAUGCAGAUUUGCGCUUUUAGCAGGAGCAAUUGUAUUGGGUUGCGUUAUUUUGUAUUUGUGGUUGGGAUGGGGAACAUGCUCCAAUUUGUGUCAUAAGGAAAGCCCGUGCUUGCUCAUCCAUGACACUUCUACACUAGUGACUGAGCUUGCUCAUCGGCGCGGCUCUCUAGACGAAAACUUGUCAUGAUGCCCAACUCGCAACAGCUUUAUAAAAAUAUAUUGACUGCUCGUCCGGGGUCGUGGGUACGUUUGUCGUCGGGAUAAGGAGUAAGUACAUCGAUAACAGGCGGAAAAACGUGGAGUUUCUUUAAAAGAACAUUAACUACUUUUUGCGGCUUUUUGUUUUGACCUCAUUCAUCUUGCUCGUUAUUUCCUUUGUACUUUUAUUGUAUCGUUAUUUUUUCAAUCGAAGAAUCGCAUGUCAUUUAGCUCUACACUACGCAUUUACGUUCUUGAGGUUUUCCCUAUCUAUCACCCGUUGACUAGAAGAUGACGAACUAGUAUCGCUACCGGAGGACCAUGUCGUGGCGGGCGCACACUACAAUGCUUAUGAUCUAAGUAGAGCACCACCUGUUGUUGAGAUCGUCAACUAACAACUUUCUUCCGCGCCCUCUCGGCCGGAAAAGGACAGGUGGAACAAUGCUUAUUAUCGUAGAUGCACCGGCAAAUGUACAAAGCAGUACGCUCUUCAUGUCACUAUCACUCAUGCAGUAGAAGAAGACUGUUGCACUUUCACUUACAGUGGGGGAGCAGCUGCUCAGAAUAACUACCAACGGUGCCCGCGAGAAGUGAUAGCGCUUGAAGUGUACUGUAGCUGUUAAAUGAGUAACAUGUCGGAAGUAUUUUUGUAGUUUUGUGCCUCGUUGCAAUUAUAACGCCGAUGCAGCUAUUGUCGCUGCAGUCACAAAAUUAGUCACCCAACAGACUAUUUCUCCGAUGGUAAAGAAGCCUACGCAAUCAUCUCAUGUCGAAAAAGAGUUCUUUUUUCACACAGCACGAUGCGCCAGCUCUUUGUCUCACCCCGCGCUUCUAGUACAGCAUUGCAGUAAGAAUUACAUAGAUCUCACCUAGCAACUACGAGUACGACCCCGAUUUGAAGCAGUACCCCAAGGGUUCCGAUCGCAGCAGAACAAAUAGAGUUCGUUAAAAGUUGUACAUGCUCCUGGAGGUGGCCGCAGAUGCACAGGUACUUACUUCGAGUUGUACCUAUGUCCUGCUAGUGAAAGACCCACCAAGAUAAAAGUAUCGAACUGUGGUGCCGUCCUCUACUUUGCGCGAGUUGACUUUCGUCAACCGCCCUGGAGACGAAGGAUAAGUCUUGGAACCGUUUUUACACAACUACCAUCUCUGGAAGCUUUUUUACUGUUGCGUCGGAGUCCGUGAUAUUAAGAUUGUAAAAAAAGGCGACAGGCAGCAUCAGCAACACACAAGGGAACCCCUCGAGGUGGUCCGGCCGAUGAGCAUUUCUUGAGAACUACAAGCGAAACAGGGCAGCGUCAAGCUGCACUGCCCAAGUCCAGGUCCUUGCGCAUCCCGGGGCUGCGUGGUACGCGUCAAGCUUCCUGUUUUUCGAGCCACGCUAUCCCGAAUGCGGUAGGAUCACUCGGACUAGGACGUAGGAUUCGCAUGAAUGCAUAUUCGCGCACGGAAAACUUCUCCGUCCGUCCCGAAACUCAUUUUUUUUUCACCCGUCGACUCCUGCUUACUUUAUUUUUUUCAGUCUUUGCGCUGCUUGCAGACCUUCUACUCGCACAUUUACAGCGUGUCUUAAUUGUUAUUUUUAGCUCAUUUUAAGAGUCAGUUCUACGUGUACCCACUCAAUGAGGCCGAAGGAGUGGCGAAGGCUUCGUCAGGCGUGCUGGACUUCCUCGACUGACGAAACAAACAUGAGUAGAAAAAAGUGCCUGGCUCCAUGCAGCUUUUCAUGCUAUCCUGGCAAGUAGAAGAGAAGGCUCUGUGCUGCCUAAGGCUGCUUGUGCAGUACUUUCUUUGACUGACACCAACACUAACAAUAUGAUAAAAAACGAAGAGAAAUUAUAGUAACAGGAGGCGACUUGUUGAUCUUGAUGCCAGAUUAGGUAGUACUUUAUUCACCUUCCUGGUGCCGCUUAUUUCGAUUUCCUAAUCAAACUCGCUCGACGCCGCAGCAUUGCGGCGGUCGCGCCAGAAAAAGUUAAGGGGCCACACGGAUCGAUGAUAUUGCAAACGUCUUGAUGCUGCUCAAUAUAUGUCGUUC
Amoebophrya sp. A120 is the source of this 13951-nucleotide messenger RNA. NCBI's taxonomy places the organism in Eukaryota, Dinophyceae, Syndiniales, Amoebophryaceae. The record is from the annotation of a GenBank genome assembly.